AAUUAUCAGAAUGUGACUUGAGGGAUAGUGUAAAUAGAUCAACCAUUAAUGCCAGCCAGUUAGAAUAUACAAAACAGCAAUUUGAUGAUGAGUUUGCUGAUUCAUUUAAUCUAAUUUCUGAAUCUAGCACUAUACAACUAGAUGAAAUAAAUGGGGAUAAUUUAUUAAUCGAAGAAAUUAUCGAUCUUUCAA
Racocetra fulgida is the source of this 192-nucleotide messenger RNA. Lineage: Eukaryota; Fungi; Glomeromycota; Glomeromycetes; Diversisporales; Gigasporaceae. The record is from the annotation of a GenBank genome assembly.